Molecule: messenger RNA, 1848 nt
Organism: Capronia epimyces CBS 606.96
Lineage: Eukaryota; Fungi; Ascomycota; Eurotiomycetes; Chaetothyriales; Herpotrichiellaceae
Exons: 3
Coding region: 1-1848 (615 amino acids)
Biological process (GO): positive regulation of transcription by RNA polymerase II
Cellular component (GO): nucleus
Source: RefSeq, a predicted model, not a curated record
AUGUCUGAUCUCGGCGAAACCAGCACCGCUGGCACAACUACAACCGCCGCGGCGCCCAACCCUCCUGUUCCCCAGGAUGUGAUUCAACAGCAAGGUCAACUCCAGCAAGGCCAGCUUCAGCAAGGCCAGCUCCCGCAACCUCUGAUCCAGAAUCAGCCGGCGCCCAAUGUCAACUCGGCCGGCGAGAAUUUGCAGUGCCAGUGGCUAGGAUGCGGCGAGCGCUGCAGCUCUCCGGAAGCCCUCUAUGAACACGUCUGCGAGCGUCACGUCGGCCGCAAAUCCACCAACAAUCUCAACUUGACCUGCGCCUGGGGGACGUGCAGGACCACCACCGUCAAGCGCGACCAUAUCACGUCCCAUAUCCGCGUCCAUGUCCCUCUGAAGCCUCACAAAUGCGAGUUCUGUGGCAAGGCCUUCAAGCGGCCUCAGGAUCUCAAGAAACAUGUCAAGACUCACGCUGAUGACAGCGUCAUCAUGCGCUCUCCUAACAUGGAAUCUAACGGUGGACAGCGUCAAUCCCAGAAUGGCAUGCCUCAAGGUGGGGACUACGCCUCAUACUACGGACAUGGUCUGACGGGACAAGUCGCCCAAAGCUACUAUGCUCCUGCUAUGCCAGGGCCGCAAGAUUACACCGGUCAACAUCAUCCUAACCAAUACUACCAACCACAUCCCUCGCACCCCGGUUAUGGUCCGGUGACGUACUACCACACUGCCACUAACGGUCCUUAUGAUUUUGAGGCUCGUAAGCGUGGGUACGAUGCUCUCGAUCAUUUCUUUGGCCAAGUUAGGCGGCGAGAGCUUGACCCGGUCAACUUUCACAACAUCAGCCGUCGCCUCUUCGAACUACAAGGUCUGCAGCUGCCCCAAAUCAUUCCAUCCAGCAUCCCGGCUCCCGCCUACCAGCCGGUUUCCGUUGGUGGAGCCUAUGAAGCGGCCGACCCGAUUCAAGCUUACAGCCUGCCGCCAAUGGGGAACGCAAAGACAAGGGAAGACUUGACCUCGAUUGAUCAGAUUCUUGAGCAAAUGCAAGCCACCAUCUAUGAAAACGACACUCACCUCGGUGCGGCCGGUGUCGCCCAAGCCGGCUCGAAUUAUGUUGCCUACCGCACCAGCAACAGCCCCCCGAGCGCAAAUCAACUCCCGUCGACUGCGACACACAGCAACCCAGGCGCCAUCCUUCAGUCUCAACAUCAAGCCAGCAUUGCAAGCACCGCCGAUGCCAGCACUCCAGGCCUCACCCCUCCCUCGUCUGCACAGAGCUACACGUCUGGCCAGAGUCCUAUGCAGGGUCACACCGCACCCACCAGUAAUGCCAUGUAUCCCAGCCUGCCAUCAAGUGCCAGUGACAUGGCUUAUGCUGCAGCCAAUGCUGCUACUCUCAGUGGUAUCUACGAGAGCGAAGAUCGUCGCCGUUACAGUGGUGGCAUGCUUCAACGAGCCGCCCCCGCCAAAGGCAGCGGUGAGAUGGAUGCUGUCAGUGACGGUUCCGUCACCCCGCCUGCCUCCGCCUUGAACGAGCAAGCCAAGGGCAAGAACAAGGCUACUCCUCAAGAAAGCGUGAUUGACCCUGCGCUGGCUGCGGAGGCUGCUACUCCCAAGAGCGACCCGAGGGAUGCCGAUCAAGAACAAGUCUGGGUUCAGAACAUGCGUCUCAUCGAGUGGAUGCGUGAGUUUAUCAAGAAGAAGCUCCAAAGCGGGGAAUACGAGGAUGGCAAUGCCAGCCGGCAUUCCCCUGAGGAAAGAGGCGAGCUUGACCAUGACAUGACUGGAACCGGCGACCAUGAGAAAGAGAGGUCGGAAGAGGAGCAGCUCUACCCCGUCCUGCGACAUGUCGAGGAGAGCGCUUAG